AUGGGAAGAAGCAAAAUGUCUCUGGAGAGUGCGAUCGUGUGUUUACUCGUUCUGGGGCUGGUCCUGGAGCAGGUGAAGCAAGUAGAGGGCGUGGAUUGCGGCGGGAGCAUCUUCAAAGUGGCCUGCUACCAUUCUUGCCUUCUGGGUCCUAGUACUGUGUUUCAAUGCGCAAACUUCUGUGGCUGUUACCUCCCUGCUGAUUUGGCCUUUGUACGCAGCUCCGAUGAACUAAACACCAUUGAGAAUUGCAGCUUAGAAUGUAGGGCUUCCGUGUGUGACGACAAGGUCAUGGUCAACAUAGCUACCAACACUAAAGAGAUGAAACUCUAUGUGAAACUCUCCGGUGAUGCUUGUGAUAGUUUAUGUAAGGGGAAUGCUCUCCUGGCAUCCCUUGAUCUUGAUGACUAA
Molecule: messenger RNA, 408 nt
Organism: Triticum aestivum (bread wheat)
Lineage: Eukaryota; Viridiplantae; Streptophyta; Magnoliopsida; Poales; Poaceae
Product: type-5 thionin-like
Exons: 3
Coding region: 1-408 (135 amino acids)
Biological process (GO): defense response
Source: RefSeq, a predicted model, not a curated record